Molecule: messenger RNA, 1329 nt
Organism: Lachnellula hyalina
Lineage: Eukaryota; Fungi; Ascomycota; Leotiomycetes; Helotiales; Lachnaceae
Gene: suro-1
Product: putative carboxypeptidase
Exons: 2
Coding region: 1-1329 (442 amino acids)
Biological process (GO): proteolysis
Molecular function (GO): metallocarboxypeptidase activity; zinc ion binding
Source: RefSeq, a predicted model, not a curated record
AUGAAAUUCUCAUCUCUGUACUGUAUCGCGGGCCUCGCGCCACUUUUGUCUUCGGCAUGCCUCCUCCCCGAGGAGCAGGAGGGACUACCAAGGCUGGCACGCCGCCAAUCAUCCGGUAAUGGUAUCGCCAUCGCAACUGGCGACCGCUACAGCUCUGGCACCAUAGCGCCACGAGGGCUAGGGACACAAACCACGACGCUAACGUCGCUUUUGAACGUCAAGGAAAUCGCAAGCGGCUUGAAAGGGCUCGCGAGUGUGUACGGCAUCUCAACCUUCACGACUCCGUACACUACCUAUAAAGGAGCAAGCAUCGCUGGUGGCAAAGUCGGAGGAAAUGGAACGUGCAACGACGCAUACCGCGUGUACUUGAACUCCGCUAUCCACGCGCGAGAGCGAGGAGCCUCGGAUGGUCUCUUGUUCUUUAUUGGCGACCUGCUGUACGCCAACAAGAACAAUGUCGGCCUCAAGUAUGGCUCUAAAUCUUACACCCAUGCUCAGGUAGUGUCAGCUCUGUCAACUGGGAUAGUCUUUGUGCCGCUGAGCAAUUCCGACGGCGUAGCGUAUGAUCAGUCUUCAAACAGCUGCUGGCGCAAGAACCGUAACCCCGCGUCAUCCACAGGUUCUUCUGAUUCCAUUGGCGUGGAUUUGAAUCGUAACUUCGACUUUGUGUGGGACUUCACCAAAGAAUUUGCUUCUAGCGCUAGGUCUAGCGUUGCCUCCACCGACCCUUCUGAUGAGACUUAUCAUGGUACCAGUGCCUUUUCUGAACCUGAGACGCAGAGCAUCAAAUGGAUCACGGAUACCUAUAGCAAAAUCCGCUGGUUCCUCGAUCUGCACUCGUAUGCCGGAGAUGUCUUGUAUAGCUGGGGUAGCGAUGAAAACCAGUCGAAAUAUCCCACCAUGAACUUCCUAAACUCUCAAUACGACAGUGUUCGGGGUAUUUUGACUGAUACGCCAGGUUCUGGUAACGGAUAUGGCGAAUACAGCCCAACUAAUGAGAGCAGUGGUAACCUCAAUGCCGCAACACGAAUCGGUAGCGCCAUGAGCACCGCCGCCGGGCGCGACUAUUCCGUGUUCCCUGCUUCGAACCUAUAUCCGACUUCAGGAGCGAGUGAUGACUACCAUUACUCACGCCAUUUUGCUGAUACUUCAUUGAAUCUCGUUCAUGCCUAUACGGUCGAGUUUGGAUUCGGGAAUGAUGAUGCUUCGUGUCCGUUCUACCCCAGUCAAUCGCAGCACAAUCAGAACAUCAAGGAGAUUGGUGCGGGGUUCAUGGAGUUGCUAUUGGCGGCGGUUGAUGUGGGCGUUGGAGAUCCAGUGACUUGUUAG